AUGAUUUGCCUACAAAUAAACAAAGUGCUCAAACUACAAUCGACAUCACCAAGUAUCAGAUUACUAUCUACUUCAUCUACUGCACAUGCAUCAGCAGCAGCUUCAGCGUCAACAAGAUCAUCAUCAUCAUCAAAACAACGAUCUAAUGUUCGCAACGUCCCAUCACUUGAAGAAUUCUUAUUUCAACAACGAGUCAAACAAGUAUAUCGAGCCGUGCUUCGACAAAUCUACAAGCAUCAUGAACGUGAUGACCUAGUCAAAUUCAUGCGUGAUGAGUUCAAACUCAAUGCCAAUGAACGCGACUUGAACCAUCGAAAGUAUUUGCUAAGUUUGGGAGUUAAUCGAAUUGCAUCCAUGAGCGCUAGUUUGGGAUUGCAGAUGGACUUGUAG
Molecule: messenger RNA, 390 nt
Organism: Lodderomyces margitis
Lineage: Eukaryota; Fungi; Ascomycota; Pichiomycetes; Serinales; Debaryomycetaceae
Exons: 1
Coding region: 1-390 (129 amino acids)
Source: RefSeq, a predicted model, not a curated record